GGACGAUAUAUAGACGUCAGUAAUAAGAAAACAAAUGUACUAAUGUACCUGAUGGUCUCAAGACGGAGUUAUUUUAUAGGUCAAGUAAAAUAUGAAUGGACCUGUUUAUUAAUGUGAAUCGAUCGGUUUUUCGUGAAAUUAUGCCAAAUCGCUUAAAUCUGGCCGAGGAGAAUGUUUAUGUCGAACCUUGUCGUAAAUCUGUAGGAAGUGAAAUCUCCAGUUUGGCCACUUCCAGCCUUUAGUUUAUAUUUUCAAUAAUGUAAUUGCUUUUUAUCCUGCCAAUAAAUUUUUUAUUUAAUGGCGGACAAACUAGGGUUAGGGCCAGAACCGAGGGAAUUGAAAAUCGGCGACAGUUUCUCCAGUAAUAAAAUUGCAUUCCACACACUGAGAUAUGACUUCAAACCCGCCAGCGUCGUAUCUGCCAGCAAGCAUGCCUCGAUCGAAGUGGGUGCCAACCACCAGAUCACAGUCACACACUUGGAGUCUGCAGGCGCUCCGCAGACCGUCUUCAAAGGCUCGCAGAAACCGUACCACAAAGAAUGCGUCCUCAUUAUCGACAGGUCCACGGGGGAAAUCACACUGGAAAAACUUGCGACGAACAUACAACUGAAGAAGACUCGGCAAGAGUCGCAUAAACCGUCUGGUUAUGGUCGACCUCCGACUCCGGUCGAAAAGAAGCCUUCUCCCCCGGGCUCCAGACAGAAGGCAGGGAGCGGGAAGAAUGUCGGGGGCGUCGCCCGGCAUUCUCCCUUACAUGUGUCUCCGUCUUACCCUAUGAGAAGCCCAGCACCGCAUCCGGCCAGUUUUCACAAGUCUCCGCCUCAGGUCCACAUCACCGCUUCCAGUCCCACUCCGGCUGGGAGUCUUCCGAUCCUAGAUGAAUUGAACGACAAUUCAUCUAAUAGCUUCGAUAUAUCCGCUGCGCUGAAUCUCCCUGAGAUCAAAACCUCGCCCGACUUCUCAGGGAUCAACUUAAACGAUGAUGACGGCACCCCUGAAGUAGGGAUACUUUCAGACUCAUCAUCGAGUUCGAGCAGUGAUAGCAAUUCAUCAGAUAGUGAUAGUGAACCUGAGCCAGCUCCAAAAGUGAUAAAUGGCCAUGUGAAUGGUAAAAGUUCACCAUCGUUGGCAUCUAUGCCCGAACACUUACUGAAUGAAGACCUCCAGCUCUCAGAGUCGGGGUCAGAUUCGGACUGAAAUCCUCUCUUAUCUUUUUUCUCCAACUCUCUUUAAUCUAUCUAUAAAUAUUAUAAAUAAUUAUAAAUACUCUUUCGUGUACAUAACAAAAAGUGAAGAAAUUGGCAGGGCCUUUAUUCCAGGAAACGCCUAGAAUGUUGCAAUUCUAAACUAGGAAACAAUUUUGUUAUUUUUUAAUUUAAUCUCCUCUGUGUUGUUAUAAAUUAAUUUGUAUUUUGUUAAAUAUUAAUUGUUCAAUGUCUGCUACCGCAUGGAAAUGCUCAAUGAAAAAAAAAAAAAUCACGACUUAUUUUUUAUUGGUAGUAGGUGGUGCAUUAUGAUUAAGUUUAAACGAAAACAAACCAAUUCCUUCCCUAUUUUAAAAUCGAAUUAACUGUCUUAGCUUCCAACGCGAUGAGUCGAACUUGUAAACCGACCAAUUUAUAAGGAUAAAAAAAGCCAACACGUACCAUCACAAGUCGCCGUCGCUGAGUUUCUUGCCGAUUGAUAAAGAAAAAGUAAAAUAUUUUGUAUUGUAAAAUGAAAUCGGAGUCCAUUUUCAAGUGCCCUUUGUAUAGAAUAUUUUAACCCCUGUUAUUGGAAAGUGAAUCGUAUGUGUAAGGUUUGUUGUGUAUGCUAUUCAGUCGAAGAAAAUAAAAAAUA
Cimex lectularius (bed bug) is the source of this 1839-nucleotide messenger RNA. It is a transcript of the gene Eaf, whose product is annotated as ELL-associated factor 1. The coding region runs from base 298 to 1197 and encodes 299 amino acids. The record is from RefSeq and is a predicted model, not a curated record. The transcript is spliced from 6 exons. Gene Ontology annotation, molecular function: transcription elongation factor activity. Gene Ontology annotation, cellular component: super elongation complex. Lineage: Eukaryota; Metazoa; Arthropoda; Insecta; Hemiptera; Cimicidae. Gene Ontology annotation, biological process: positive regulation of DNA-templated transcription; regulation of transcription elongation by RNA polymerase II.